UAGAACUGACUUCUCAGAGAUGUUGUGAUUUUGUGGCAGUAGAAAUCCGUGGAAGUCACAACAAGACAACUAAUAUGUCAAAUUCAAGAUAUUACGGCAUUCCAAUUAUAUUUUAGGGCUGCAGAUUAAAAUGACAUGAAAACCUGUCGAUCAAGGCCGUUAGCGUUCGUUUUCUGAUUGUCUUCUAUCCGUUGAGGAGGUCUGUUCAUCAUCAUGGCGUACAUGAGUGGUACAACUGGAAGUGAAGGUGCCAAUGUCUUCCUCGAAGUGCUUCAAAAUGAUUUGAAAAAUCUAUCCAUUGAAACGAAGAAGAAAUACCCACAAAUCCGAGAAGCUUGUGAAGAGGGCAUUGUCAAACUGAGGAAUGCUGCGGCUAAUCCCCAGACACCUAUCUACUACAUAGUUAAUCAAAUAUUAUACCCUUUAGUACAAGGUUGUGAAACAAGAGAGCAAAAAAUAGUCAAAAUAUGUCUAGGUAUGAUUCAAAAACUAAUAACUCAACAAGCUGUUGACCAGAAAGGUGCUCGAUAUAUAACUGACACAUUAUGGAUGUUAAUGGAAUCUGGAACAGAAGAAGUAAAAGUUUUACAAAGUGUCACACUACUUUUAACAACAAAUGCUGUUGUUCAUGGUGAUACGCUGGCUCGAAACUUAGUCCUAUGUUUCCGCCUACAUUUUACAAAAGAUUCAACUACUAUAAACACAGCAGGAGCCACAGUUAGACAACUUGUAUCACUUGUAUUUGAGAGAGUUGUGGCUGAAGAUGAACAAUUUAGAGAAGCAGAUGCUGGCAAAACUGAAGUGAACCUGGAGGAAUUGAAAAUGCCAAGUAAUAAUGCACCUAAAGGUUUGCGACCAUGUGCUGGUGAUGCAUAUUUAAUGUUCCAGGAUCUUGUUCAACUUGUUAAUGCUGACCAACCUUACUGGCUGGUGGGCAUGACUGAAAUGACAAGAACUUUUGGCCUUGAAUUGUUAGAGUCAGUUCUAACAAAUUUUUCCUCUGUUUUCUUUCAACAUCCGGAGUUUAGCUUUCUCUUGAAAGAACGAGUGUGUGCAUUAGUGAUCAAACUUUUCUCCCCCAAUAUCAAGUACAGAAGUUCUGUGCCAGCAAGUGUUCAGCAAGCAACCCCAUUAGACAAGCCGUAUUUCCCCAUCAGCAUGCGUCUACUUAGGGUUGUGUCCAUUCUAAUUCAGAAAUAUCACAGCCUGUUAGUUACCGAGUGUGAAAUAUUCCUCUCACUCAUUGUCAAGUUUCUCGACCCUGACAAACCUCCCUGGCAGCGCUCUCUAGCUCUGGAGGUCCUCCAUAAAAUGGUAGUCCUCCCAGAUCUGCUCAAGUCCUUCUGUGAGUGCUACGACCUGAAGCCCCACUCUACCAACAUCUUCCAAGACAUAGUCAACUCUCUGGGAGCAUACGUUCAGUCUCUGUUCGUCAACCCCCAGCUGAUGGGCCAGGGCACGACCGUGGGUGGGCAGGUGCCCAUUGCUCAAGGCCAGCCGCCCUCGCUCCUCGCUGGCAUGCCCGUGGGUCCUGGAGUCAGCCCCCAGCCGGGCUUCUUCUCCAGGGGCGUCUGGCUGCCCAUUGUCAUCACGUACAGCAGCGGCCAGACCAAGUCCAUCUACCUGGACAUGCUGGAGAAGGGCGAGCCCCCCUCCAUCCCGGACGGCUACGGCAUCUCCGUGGCGUACGCCUGCCUGCUGGAGAUCAUCCGCUCCAUCUCCAUCACGAUCGAGGGCCUGCCUCCGCCCGGGCCGCCCGCCGAGGAGAACGACAACACCGUGACGGACAAGGGCCCCGCGCCCGAGGGGACGACGGCCCCGCCCACGGAGGAGGACCGCCAGCUGCACGCCCAGCUCAUCAACUCGAGUUGGUGUGGGCUCCUCGCCGCGCUCAGCCCCCUCGUGGACGCCAGCACGGAUGAGUCGGCCUCGGAGAAUGUGCUCAAGGCCAUCCAGACCUUUGCCAGCCUCUGCGGCGCCCUGGAUCUUCAUGUUCCGCGAGAUGCAUUCAUCACGGCGAUCUGCAAGGCGUCGCUGCCGCCGCACUACGCGCUGACGGUGCUCAACGCCGCGCACCAGGGCGUGCCGGGCCGGGGCCACUCGCCGUCCGCCAGCCAGGACCUGGGCACGCAGCAGCAGCAGUACAGCCACCACUACAACAGCGAGUCGGACUACCGCCAGCAAGUGGUGGCGGUCGGCACGCCUCUGCCCACGUCAUCGGUGCCCAUCGGCGUGCAGCAGGGCCCCGUCAUGCUCACGGCCAAGAACCUGCAGUGCAUGCGCGCGCUCCUGAGCCUGGCGCACUGCCACGGCAGCAUCCUGGGCACGUCGUGGCACCUGGUGCUCACCACGCUGCAGCACCUCGUCUGGAUCCUGGGGCUGAAGCCGGCCACGGGCGGCAGCCUCAAGGCGGGCCGCACCACGGCCGACUCCAACGCCGUCAUCACGACGGCCGUCAUGGCCGACCUGCCCGUGCUGAGCCAGAUGCUGAGCCGUCUGUUCGAGUCGAGCCAGUACCUGGACGACGUGGCACUGCACCACCUCGUGGACGCGCUCUGCAAGCUGUCGCACGAGGCCAUGGAGCUGGCCUACUCGAACCGCGAGCCGUCGCUGUUCGCCGUCGCCAAGCUGCUGGAGACGGGGCUGGUGAACCUCCCCCGCGUGGAGGUGCUGUGGCGGCCGCUCACCAACCACCUGCUGGAAGUGUGCCAGCACCCGCACAUCCGCAUGCGCGAGUGGGGCGUGGAGGCCAUCACGUACCUGGUGCGCGCGGCGCUGCAGCACAAGCACACGCCGCCGCUGCGCGACAACCAGCGCCUGCAGACGCUGCUGCUGGGCCCGCUGGCCGAGCUGUCGGCCGUGCCGCACGGCGACGUCCGCCAGAGGCAGCUCGAGUGCGUGCUGCACGCGCUGCACGGCGCCGGCGAGACCCUCUCGCACGGCUGGCCCCUCGUGCUGGGCAUCAUUGGCGCUGUCUCGGACCACCACGGCGAGAACCUGAUCCGCGUCGCCUUCCAGUGCCUGCAGCUCGUCAUGACUGACUUCCUCCCCGUGAUGCCGUGGCGGUGCCUGCCCCAGUGCAUGGCCACCGCCGCAAAGUUCGGCUCGCAGACGCAGGAGCUCAACAUCUCGCUCACGGCCGUCGGCCUCAUGUGGAACAUCUCGGACUUCUUCUUCCAGAACCAGGAGAAGCUGUGCGCCUCCCUGUCCGGCGACGCGACCGUCUUUCCCGAGUUCCCGGGCACGCCGAACAUGCCCCCUUUCGAUAAGCUGUGGAUGUGCCUGUUCGCGCGGCUCGGCGACCUCUGCGUCGACCCGCGGCCGGCUGUGCGCAAGUCGGCCGGGCAGACGCUCUUCUCCACCAUCUCGGCGCACGGCAGCCUGCUGCAGCCGCCCACCUGGCAGCCCGUGCUGUGGCAGGUGCUGUUCCCGCUGCUGGACAAGGUACGCAGUCUCUCCGGGGCGGCGAGCAGCGAGAAGGUGGACACCGGCGGCAACAUCCUCAUCCACCACUCGCGCAACACGGCGCAGAAGCAGUGGGCCGAGACCCAGGUGCUGACGCUGUCGGGCGUGGCGAGGGUCUUCAACACGAAGCGCGCCCUGCUGCUGUCGCUCGGCGACUUCCCCCGCGCCUGGUCGCUGCUGCUCGAGUUCGUGGAGCACGCCGCGCUCAACAAAAACAACGAGGUGUCGCUGGCGGCGCUCAAGGCAUUCCAGGAGGUGCUGUACGUCAACAAGCAGGGCAGCAAGGCGGAGGACGCCGGCGGCGCCCCGAGCACCAACGGCAUCUCGCCGUCGGACGAGGCUAACGUGUGGGGCGUUGCGUGGCGCGUGUGGCUGGGCAUCGGCACGGAGAGCACGGCCCCGGCCGCGCCGUGCGGCGCGCCGGACGACGCCUACGUGCCCUCGCAGGCCUUCCUCACCGCCCUCAUCCAGAUCUUCCCCGCCGUGUUCGCCCACGUGCGCUCCGACUUCGGCGUCGACGACCUGGAGCGGCUGUGCACCGUGCUGCGGCACAUGGUGACGGUGCCGGUCCAGGGCGACGCCUCUCUCUUCCUCCUGCCCGCGUCCGCCAUGGCGUCGUCGGCGACCUCGGACUCGACGCUGUCGCCCCUCCAGGAGGGCGUGGUGCACUGCGUGCGGCUGCUGCAGGAGCAGGCGCUCGCCGCCCUGGCCGCUGACUCGGGCGCCAUGGUUACGGCGCUGCUCCGGCAGCUACUGUGGUUCAGCCGGCUGGCCUGCCAGCGCGGCGACGUCCAGCGCGACGCGGCAUCGAGCUUCGUGCCGUUCGGCGAGAAGAUGCUCACCCUGGUCGUGUCCCUGUACGAGGAGACGGCCGAGGAGACGGCCGUCGUGGAAGGUAGCGUGCUGCAGCAGGUCGUGGAGGCCCUGGGCGUGCCGCUGUCGCUCAAGUACCGCUGCCCCUCCGCGUCCACCUGGCAGCUGGGUGUGACGUGCCUCCUGGCCACCCUGCACCGGGGGCUGCCCCUGGCCCGGCGUCAGCAGUACUCCAAGCACUACGCCGGCAUGUGGCCCGUCCUGGCCGACGCUCUGGAUCACUUCCUGUUCCCCCAGGAGCCGCCCCCCAACGAGGACAUACAGGCCGACGAGGCGGUGGACUGCCAGGUGAUCGAGCUCCUCCGCGACGAGGUGCUGCCGUACUCUCAGCAUGUGCCGAAGGAGUUCGUGCUGCGCGUCGUGGUGCUCCUCAACAAGGGCUCGAUCCACUCGGCCACCGCCUGCGCCGCCUCGGCCGCGCCCUCCCCUGCCACCAACGACGCCGAGACGGAGCUCAAGCUGCGCGAGGAGUUCGCCAAGACGUGCUUCGAGACGCUGCUGCAGUUCUCGCUGCUGGACGGCGUGGAGCCCGAGCUCGUCCGCGACACGGAAGGUGGUCUGGCCGGGCGCCUGGCCGUCACGGCACUGCUGCACCGCUUCCAGGACGUGCUGUGCCGGUACGUGGAGGACGAGCGUCAGAGCGGGAGUUGCCCGCUGCCCCGGUACCGCCUGUCCGAGAUAUCCUUCGUGCUCAAGGCCGUGGCCACCCUCGUCAUGUCCCUCAAAAAGGCCCACCCGGGCAAGGUGGACCGGCUGUCCUGGGAACAGCUCAUCGGCCUCUAUCCGCACCUCGUCAACUGCACGACCACGGCCUCGACGCAGGUGUCUCGCUCUCUGAGGGAGGCCCUGCUGCAGUACCGAGACCUGCUUCAGCCGCCUGGCUCGGCCCCAACGCCCGCCGUGCACCUCACCAACGGGGUGUGACGGGCCGAAUGAGUGAGAAAUGUGAUACGACGUCAUAUCUUAACGGGUCUCAUUCUGUUUCCCGAAGUUUAGGGCAUAGGGUGGGAGCAGGAAGUUUCAUUGUUUUGAGUCAGCCGGUCACAAUGUUGAAUGGGUUGGACUUUUCAUGGAUCGAUUACCUUAGAACAAUAUUGAUUUGUGGCCCCUUUUUCGUAGUGAGUAUUAUGUAAGUACUAUAGUCAUGCCAUAGUAUUUUAGGGCUCACUUUGUUUUUCAUCUUUUAAAUGUUAUCAGAUGGAGACCAGGCCAUUAUUUAACUUUUCCACCUGGCAUAUUCAAUUGGUGAUAUUAGAUAAUAUUAAUUGUGAUUUUCUCCCAUGUAAAUUGUGUACAGUAUGUUUAUUUAGUUUUAAAAUCUUUAGGCAUGAGCAGAGUGUUCUGCUCUCAAUUUCGGAUGUGAUUACUGUGAAGGGGAUCAGAGGCCAUACUGAAAGGCUGGUCAAAUCUUACCCUUACCUUGUACAUUGUUACCACCUUUUUUGAGCCACCCGAAGACUGGCGCCUCACUUUCCCACACAGUAUGUGUACUGAGUAGAAAACUUCUUUUGUACUUUUCAAUAUAACGUGCGGUUGUAAUGAGAUAAAGUAGGCCUAGCCCUAGCAUGGUAUCAGGGUGUUCACUAUUCAUAAUAUUGCUCCUUUAUCAAAACAACAGGCUUAGAACUAUACCAAUCAGCUGAAAUUGAUUUGUUUUGUUGAUGCUUAUCACUGGAGUAUCAAUGGCAAAUUUUCUUCAAUGAAAACGUCUGCCCCUUUUUGCCUCUGGGACCUUUCAUGAUUGUACUGUAAGGUAAGAUUUACUAUAUUUGUUAUUGUUGAUUGUUUAAAAUGUAAUUAAGAGCUUUGCUUUUACAAUGUUUCUGUUUUUAAUAUCUGCUCUUCCAAUUUGUUGUUUUUGUCUUGAAGAAUUUUUUUGUUAAAGUUUUUUUUUCCUUCAUUGAAAGUCUAAUUGAUUGGUCCUUUUUCAUACAAUUUUCAGAAGAAUUGUUCUCUAUAGCUUAUUUAUACCUAAUUUUUGCUGCAUAAACCCAAAGACAUGAUGCCCUUUUGUUCAUCCUCCUUAUCUGCUGUAUUCACUACAAAUUAUUUAUCUGAAACUUAAAAUAAAUGUUGACUGCUGUCGUUCCGUUUAAGAAUCUUGGUUCCUCCAAUUUAACUUUCGAUGGAUAAGGGCAUAAAGCAAAAGAUCAUAUAGUUUAUAUCUCGCCUCAAAUGUCUUAAGCAUUUCAUGUUUCCAUAGUCGGCAAUAUUUUUAUCCCACUUGACAUUCCUAUGACAACCACCUAUAGAUUUUAAGUCUUGCUUUAUCCAUUUCUGAUCUUUUCGUUUUAAUUUGACAAGUAAUACUAGUCAAAAUGGAUCAGCUUUUGAUGUCAGCUGUAUAUGAAUUUUAACAUUGAUUGCACAUCAUGAGUGUGAUCCGAGAAUUGUGUAUUUUUAUUUUUUUUGCUGAGUGUCAGUGUAAAAAUAUGCAAAGGGCAGCCAAAAAUGUACCAUAACAAUAAAAGUUAAAGUAUUAAACUUCAA
Frankliniella occidentalis (western flower thrips) is the source of this 6828-nucleotide messenger RNA. It is a transcript of the gene mon2, whose product is annotated as protein MON2 homolog. The transcript has 7 exons. The coding region runs from base 214 to 5262 and encodes 1682 amino acids. NCBI's taxonomy places the organism in Eukaryota, Metazoa, Arthropoda, Insecta, Thysanoptera, Thripidae. The record is from RefSeq and is a predicted model, not a curated record.